AUGGGUACCCGUGGUCUUCUAGGGCUUAUCAUUCAAGCGCAGCGUCACGCUGCCUACAACCAUUUUGACUCCUAUCCCACUGGUCUUGGUCAGGAGAUCGUCAACUUUAUCAAUGGUCUAAAGCCUGAAGACUAUGCUACUAUGGAAGAAAAUCUGCGUCAAAUCACCUGGCUUCCUACAAACGCAGACCCUCCCAGCCCUGAGCUCCAAGAGAAGUACUCCAAACUCGGAUACUCCAAUCCUGCAGUCGGUGAGAGGACUCUCGGGGACUGGUAUUGUCUUUUACAUAAGACUCAAGGAGCCGGAGCACUGCCUGAAAUCUUGAAGGGCAAUCUGAAACAUCAGACUGAAAACAUUCAAUUCCUCGAUGACUGUCUCUUCUGUGAAUGGGCCUACUUUAUCGAUUUCGGUAAUAGGACGCUCGAGGUUUGGAGGGCUGGGCAGAAAAUCGAUGAGAUCACAUUUGGGAAAUUGGCCCAGCAGGAUGUGGCAUACAUGCAGAGACUGGAGGAUAUGGAAGAGAGUGAAGAGGAAAUCAAUCAAUCAAAUGGAGCAUAA
Messenger RNA from Amorphotheca resinae ATCC 22711, 558 nucleotides. RefSeq lists its product as hypothetical. The record is from RefSeq and is a predicted model, not a curated record. Bases 1 to 558 code for a protein of 185 amino acids. Lineage: Eukaryota; Fungi; Ascomycota; Leotiomycetes; Helotiales; Amorphothecaceae. The transcript is spliced from 3 exons.